Messenger RNA from Trichomonas vaginalis G3, 997 nucleotides. RefSeq names its product proteasome regulatory particle assembly. The transcript has a single exon. Gene Ontology annotation, molecular function: protein binding. The record is from RefSeq and is a predicted model, not a curated record. The annotation marks the transcript as partial. Lineage: Eukaryota; Parabasalia; Trichomonadida; Trichomonadidae.
CCAAAUAAAUACAGCGAACUGCGAAGUAUCUAUAAACACUACAUUGAUUCAUAUAUUGCUUUAUAUCAGCUGAAAACGGACAAAGAAGAAUUAAAAGAUAUUUACAAAAUGAUCAAAACAGAAUUGAUUGAUUCAAAGAAAUAUUUCCCAGAAUAUAUUAUAAAAGAUAUUUUAAAUAUCAUUCCAUAUAAUAUUCGCUAUUCAAAGUCUUAUUUAUCACUUACCAAAUUCAUAUCUGAUGAAUAUCAUGUCCAAGAGGUCAGAAAUAUUUUGCCUAUUUCUAACUACUUGUUUUUAAAAGAAUAUGGAAUUAAAUUAGACAAAUCAGAUGAUUUCGAAGGAAUUAACUCAGAAAAUCUGGAUAUUCAUACAGAAGAUACAAUUUACAGAGCAAUUAUGUAUAAUGACUUAGAAAGAUUCAUCCAAUUCACAGAAAGAGAUGGAUUUGAUAAAGAUCAAACACUGAAAAGCGAUUUAUUUCCAUAUUCUUUCAGAGGGUAUUCAUUACUUGAAUUAUGUUGUUACCAUGGAGCUGUUGAUUGUUUCAAGUUAUUAAGAACGAAAUUUAAGUCAGAAAUAACUGAAAAAUGUCUACAACUUUCAUUUUUAGGAGGAAAUCAAGAGAUCAUGAGUGAAUGCCUGAAACAUCAGAAACCAUAUAGAGAAUGCAUGUUUUAUGCAAUUAUAUCACACAACAUUGAUUUUGUUACAUUCUUGAUGAAUGAAUACAAUAUAGAGAUCAAAUUAUUUUAUUGUGGAAUGCAUAAUAAUCUUGAAUCAUUUUUAGUUUAUUUCGAUCAAACUAAUGAUGUUAUCAAUUGCUCUGUUAAAUCUGCAAUGUUUGAUAUACCAUCUCUUUGCAAAUAUUUCCUAUCAAAUGGUGCAAAUAUCAAUGAAAAUGAUGAAAAUGGAGAAACAGCUCUUCAUUAUGCAGCAGAAAAUAAUUGUAAAGAAUCAGCUGAAUUUCUUAUAUCACAUGGUAUAAAUAUCAAUGAAA